Arabidopsis thaliana (thale cress) is the source of this 2045-nucleotide messenger RNA. RefSeq names its product BES1/BZR1 homolog 3 (gene BEH3). The record is from RefSeq and is marked reviewed. Bases 1123 to 1749 code for a protein of 208 amino acids. The transcript has 2 exons. NCBI's taxonomy places the organism in Eukaryota, Viridiplantae, Streptophyta, Magnoliopsida, Brassicales, Brassicaceae. Gene Ontology annotation, biological process: DNA-templated transcription; brassinosteroid mediated signaling pathway; regulation of DNA-templated transcription. Gene Ontology annotation, molecular function: DNA-binding transcription factor activity.
AUAAAAGCAGCUUGAUAGUCUUGACCUUUGAAUUCUCAAAAUGUAAACACAAACUGUGUCGCAUUUCGAUUUUCCUGCUUUAUUAAAAAAGCCUGAGCACGUGUUAACACAUAUGGGACAUCCUUGUAAAUUACAACAUACUUUAAGGGUAAUUUCGUCUUUUCACAAUCAGACUUCUUUUUUCUUCACCCUGUUAAGUGCUUCUUCAUUUAUUACUCCACCAGAAAAAACUCAGAACCAGAAAAAGGAACAAAACAAAAAUAAAGCGCGAAAUUAGUUUUCACCGGCGAGAUUUUUUAUCCUCUCUACGAGAUAACACUUAGAAGAAGAGGCAGUUAAAACAGAGAGACGACGUCGUGUUAUUUUUCCAAAUUCCGGUGAUCUGAGAAUGACGUCGGGGACUAGAACGCCGACUUGGAAAGAGAGAGAGAACAACAAACGGCGAGAGCGGCGAAGACGAGCGAUUGCGGCUAAGAUCUUCGCAGGACUAAGGAUUCAUGGAAACUUCAAGCUCCCUAAACACUGCGACAACAAUGAAGUCCUCAAAGCUUUAUGCAAUGAAGCUGGUUGGACUGUAGAAGACGACGGAACUACUUACCGCAAGGUAAACCAAAAAAAAAAUCUCGAUCCUAAAUUUCUUGAAAAAUAUUAUCGAUUUUGUAGAUUUUUUUAAGGAUUAUUAAAACUGUGAAUAGAUCUAACCGUUCGAUUUUGCUGAGAGAAAAAAAAUCGACGGUUGGGAUUUAGUUUGACUGGUUUAGUUAGUCAUAGCAAACGUCAGAUCGAAACCGUUCCGGUGAACUGAAACAAAAGCAUGAAUGUCUUAAGAUUCGCUGAUGCUUUCACACAAACUCUCUGUUCACUUUCAGAUGAGAAUUAUACGUAGUGACCACAUUACCCUUACUAAUCACAUGGUCUUACAAUAAUAUUUAGGGUAAUAUCGUCAUUUAGUGAGGUAUUAUAGAAAAUGUGUAAGCUUUGAGAAUUUUUCUUUUUGUGUUUUUCUUUGGUCACACAACCUUUUGCUUUAUAAUUGAAACUUUAGGACACGUCUGUUUCACGAAAACUGCCAUUGGUAAUGGGUUUAGAUUCCUUUGUACAACGAUCGAGGGAUGCAAACCAAUGGAUCGAAUGGACCUCAUGAAUGGUUCUACUUCAGCUAGUCCAUGCUCAUCGUAUCAACAUAGCCCUCGUGCUUCCUACAAUCCAAGCCCUUCGUCUUCAUCAUUCCCGAGUCCUACAAACCCAUUUGGUGAUGCUAACUCACUAAUCCCAUGGCUCAAGAACCUCUCUUCAAACUCACCUUCCAAGCUUCCCUUCUUCCAUGGAAAUUCAAUAAGCGCUCCCGUGACUCCGCCAUUGGCUCGAAGCCCUACUCGUGAUCAAGUAACCAUCCCUGACUCUGGAUGGCUCUCAGGAAUGCAAACUCCGCAGAGCGGACCGUCUUCUCCUACUUUCAGUUUAGUUUCAAGAAACCCGUUUUUCGACAAAGAGGCUUUUAAAAUGGGAGAUUGUAAUUCACCAAUGUGGACUCCUGGACAAAGUGGAAACUGCUCUCCAGCUAUUCCUGCUGGUGUUGAUCAGAACUCUGAUGUGCCAAUGGCUGAUGGAAUGACGGCUGAGUUUGCGUUUGGUUGUAACGCAAUGGCUGCGAAUGGAAUGGUGAAGCCUUGGGAAGGAGAAAGGAUACAUGGAGAAUGUGUUUCAGAUGAUUUAGAACUUACACUUGGAAACUCAAGAACCAGAUGAUCAUUUCAGAGAAGAAUCAAAGUCGUUUGCUAUCAUUAAGUCUUCUUUUUUGUCUGUCUUUUUUUUCCAGUGUGAUGUUUAAAGGUGACUCAGAGGAAAAAAAGGAGAAUAGAAAGAGAAACAAAAAAAGAACAUUUUGAGCUCUGUUUUCUUUUUUUUUUUUCUUUUUUUUUUUGUUGGCUUUUGACUAAAGUUGUAGUUAGAAUCUAUUUUAUAUCUUGAAGCUUCUUUAAAAAAAAAGUUAUUUGUGGAAAUUCGAUUUGAGAUUAGUGAUGUUAGUAUAAUGAAUUUUAUAU